Venustampulla echinocandica is the source of this 1887-nucleotide messenger RNA. RefSeq lists its product as uncharacterized. Lineage: Eukaryota; Fungi; Ascomycota; Leotiomycetes; Helotiales; Pleuroascaceae. The record is from RefSeq and is a predicted model, not a curated record. The transcript has 2 exons. Bases 1 to 1887 code for a protein of 628 amino acids.
AUGGAAAAUUCCAGAGUCUUGCCACCAGUAAUCUGCGCUGAGAACAUCGCUCUGCUAUCUUUACUCCACAAUGUUGUGGAGCCUCGACAUCGGAAUCCCACCGAUAAUGUUGAGGGCAGACAAGAAUCAAGAUAUCUUUCUCUUAAGAUAGAGCGUGAUCUUACUGGUACUCUUGCCUUUCUCGCCGGGAUCAGUGAUCAUCCAAACCAUAUCAUGGCUCUGUGUGUCGAGGAGCGUGGGUCCUCGCGAGGCCUGCGUGUGAUGAUAGCUAUCAACAAGCGACGACCAGAAUGUGGAACUGAAAUCUUGAAAACUGUCACAAAGGGGUUCCAGGACAUUUUCGCGAUUCUUGCGAGGAUCUCUAGAGAUCCCGAUCCGCGACUUGAGAAUGAGGUAUUUAGUGCAGUUAUCUCACUGUGUAGGAAUAGGAUUUUAGCGCGGAUGAGGUCUUCCAAGGGAAACCUCUCAACUAAUCAUAAAGAGAGUCCAUUCCUUGGGGUUAUUUUGAAACAAGUUGCCGACACCUUGAGACGCACUCAUUGUCAAAACAGCUCCAGCCAGGAAGGCAGCUCCGGUCUGACUUUUGUGAUCGAGUCAGAAAGACUUAUCCAGCGAUUAGAGGAGCUUGAGCACAGAUACCACAAUCCAUUACAGCUUAAUAGCCUUGUUCAAGACGUCGUGGGCGAAAUCUACCGCCUGACAAGAGCCGUCAGCGUUCCUGAGGCCCUGGGGACAAUUUCAAACCGCGAUAUAGAUCCGACAGCUAGGGAACGCGUGGUGGCUCACACAAAAAAGAUUGCUAGGUAUCGAGAAGCCGCUAGACUUCUGUUUAGAUUAGCGAAGAAUUGGAUCGUAUUCCAGGAGGCGGACAUCAUGGCCGUACAUCUCAAGCCGUCAACGUUGUAUUUCCCACCCACAGGCAAUUAUAAGCCUACUUUGCCGUCCUCGCUCUCCCGAAUCUUCAAUGGUCUGGGGCCGUCCAAAAAUGUGCAUCAGGUUUGCCAGAAGCUCAAGACGAAGGAGAAACAAGCAAAUAAAUGCCUUUCAGACACUUUUGAACGCGCCGCAAAGGAGUCGAAGAUUCAUGCCGAGAUGCAGCUCGUGAUGCACUACGAACUCAAUCCGGUUCCCCGUCCACCUCGGGUUAUCUCAUCUAGCAAAGAUGCGUGCUAUCUCUGCAACGCCUUCAUUAACUUCCACGGCAAGUAUCACAUCCCACGCACCCACGGGAGGCUGUACCCCGCCUGGAGACUUCCAAACCUGGAGACGAGACCUGAGCUUCAGGUCGGCUUCAAUGAAGUUCUCCACGAACGCAUCAGGCGGUCUGUAAAUGCUAUGCUCUCAUCAAAGCACCGAGCUUUGCACCCUCACCCGAACGAGAGCACCAUUUCAUCCUUGGCCAUGUCGGAUUCGACGGUGCAGGGUAUUAUCGGCUCUCCGCUGCUUACUCCUCCGCAAACCCCAGCGGACCCGUCACCCAGCAAAACAGAUAGCGAUAGCGAGGGAAUAUCAUUACUAACUUCGAGUGAUGAUGCUUCGGACAUAAGCUCUGGUAGUAACUCUGAUGUGAUCCUUGUCCAAGGAACAUGCUUCUCGGAUAGAGUGAAAGCAAACCGGCCACCUCUACGAUAUUCAGCGAAUGGGCUGGAGCUUCUGGUCGAACUUGAGGGCAACUUGCCAGCAAGUUGGGCGGCUCAUCACGUUGGGCAAUGCUCAUUCAACUUGGAGUGGCUUCAAGAGGACAAAGCGCUCCAGGUUGCGGCAGAGCAGAACGGUGCAAUAAUCAAUACGAACUCUCUCAGCACUACUAAAGAGCUCACUAUCUCCACUCGGGAUGGCAUAUAUAUGGCGUUCGGACCUAGCAUCAUUAGGAUACAGGGUGGAUAG